AUGACUGAUAUUGAGGGAGUCCCAUGAGAAACGGAGUGAGCUCCCAACUUUCUUCCUUUUCUUUCUUUCUUUUUUUGAAUUAAUAAUUUUUUUUAUUCAGCUACUGAUUCUGCUGGAAUUAGUGUGUGGUCCCUAGUUUGGCUGCAGAUUCUCAGCUAAGGUCCGACAUCUGGAGGAUCCCAAAUAACCUGCAGAUGGAAACCUGAAUGAAGAGGUUCUCCUUUGUCAUCCUGGAAAUUUUCCAUUACUGACAGGAGAGCUUAAAGAGUGGAGCAACAUUGGAAGCCCUCGGAAGAAAGUCAUGGUUCCCUCUAUGCACUGGCUGCUCCUGCUGUGGAGACUUCAGGCUGUGUGGGCUCAAGACUAUGAAGAAUAUGAAGAUGAGGUUGUGACCACAAGGAGGAAAAGCAAACUCUUCACACCAAAUUCCAUACCACAGAAUGGCAAAUCUUCUAUCGAUGAAGACUGCAGUUUGGAGUUGGCCUUCCUGGUUGACAGCUCAGAGAGCGCCAAGGACAACCACGAACAGGAGAAACGUUUUGUUUCCGACGUAAUGGACCGACUGCAGGGCCUCCGGCUGCAGAGCGGCCGCGGACUCAGCUCCCGUGCGGCCCUCCUUCAGUACAGCAGCCAGGUCAAGAUCGAGCAGACCUUCAGAGACUGGAGGGGCAUUGAAAACUUCAAAGCCAGAGUCGCUCCCAUUCAAUACAUAGGCCACGGCACCUACACCACCUACGCCAUCACCAACCUGACGCGCAUUUACUUGGAGGAGUCGGGCACCAAAAACAUCAAGGUGGCCGUCCUGCUCUUCGACGGCAUCUCGCACCCAAGGAACCCAAACAUAUUUGACGCUGUGGAGGAUGCGAGGAACCAAGGCGUUCGGUUCUUCACAAUAGGAAUCACACCUGAAGCCAACGAAGCAACCAACAUUGCACAGCUGCGUCGAAUUGCUAGUUCCCCGCCUACCCGCUACCUUCAUAACUUGCAAGAUCUUGGCAUUGUGGAUAAAGUCAUCAAGGAGAUUACGGCGCUGGCAGAAGAAGGUUGUCCACUCGAAUUGAACCCGUGCAAAUGUGAGAAAGGUGAGAGAGGACCCAGUGGCCCCGCGGGCAAGAAAGGACGUCCUGGAGAUGAUGGAAGCCCCGGCGCGAAGGGAGCGAAGGGUGAAAGUGGUCUCAGUGGGCUUCCAGGCCGCGAAGGAGCCGAGGGUAAACCUGGAUACAAAGGAGAGAAGGGAGAGAGGGGAGAGUGUGGCACACCAGGCGUUAAAGGAGACAGAGGCCCUGAAGGUGUUAUUGGUCCAAGAGGAAACCGUGGACUUCAGGGUUUGCCAGGUCAACCGGGUGAUGUGGGACCUGAAGGAAUCAUGGGAAAAAAAGGGGAUCGGGGGCUUCCUGGACCACCUGGCAUCCAAGGUGAGACUGGGAUCGGUCUUCCGGGACCAAAGGGGGAUGUCGGUUUCCAGGGGCAACCGGGGCCUCCGGGCCCUACGGGGAUCGGCGAGCCCGGACCACCGGGUCCUCAGGGGCCACAGGGAGUCCAAGGAGAGAGAGGACCAACAGGAGAAGGUAUCCCUGGCCCUAAGGGCGAGCGAGGCAUAGAGGGACCACGGGGACCCAGAGGACAGUCGGGCCUGGGAAUCAAAGGAGACAAGGGGGAUUUUGGCCCUCCAGGGUUUCCAGGGCCCCUGGGCCUUCCAGGUCUCGGCAUCCAAGGAGAAAAGGGAACAGAGGGCCCCAGGGGGCCACCUGGAAUAAGAGGCCCACCGGGAGAGGGCUUUUCUGGACCCAAGGGAGACCAAGGGCUGCCAGGAGAAGUGGGGGCCCCAGGAGAAAGAGGAGCUGGCGAGCCCGGUGCCAAGGGUGAACCAGGAUCACCAGGACUGUCGGGUUUGCCUGGACUUCCUGGAGAGGACGGAGCGCCAGGACAAAAGGGUGAACCAGGAGCCGUUGGUUUUAGAGGUCCAGAAGGCGCGCCUGGGAUUGGCACUCAGGGAGAAAAGGGUGACCAAGGCCAAAGAGGAAUAAGAGGGUUGACAGGUCCGCCUGGCAUUGCUGGACCCUCUGGACCAAAGGGAGAACCAGGGUCACAGGGUCGGCCCGGUUCCUCUGGACCACCGGGACGUUUCAUCACUGGACCCAAGGGUGAUCCUGGACCAGGUGGACCUCCUGGUCCAAUCGGCGAGACUGGCUUUGGACUGCCUGGCCCAAAGGGCGAUCGAGGUGACCCGGGCCCCGCAGGUCCAUUUGGCCCCAAAGGAGACGGCUAUCCCGGCCCCAUGGGUCCUCCUGGUCUGCCGGGGCUUCCUGGAGAACCCGGGCCAGAGGGCGUGGGCAUCCCGGGACCAAAGGGGGACAUUGGAUUCCGAGGGCUGCCAGGUUUGCCCGGACCGCCAGGGGAAGGCGUCCAGGGACCUCCGGGUAAUCCCGGGCGACCAGGUCCACCUGGCCCAACAGGGCCACAGGGACUAGGACUUCAAGGCCCCAAGGGCGAACAGGGGGCCCAGGGCGUGACCGGACCCAGAGGUGUACCUGGAGAGGGCUUCCCAGGAGCCAAAGGUGACCGGGGCUCGUCAGGAGAGAGGGGGCUUAAAGGAUUCAAGGGAGAAAUGGGAGACUCGGGAAUCCCGGGGCAACCUGGUCUUCCGGGCAUAAAAGGGGAAGCAGGCCUCACGAGAGAGGACAUCAUUCGAAUGAUCAAAGAGAUCUGUGGAUGUGGGAUCAAGUGUAAGGAGAGGCCCAUGGAGUUGGUGUUUGUCAUUGACAGCUCAGAGAGCGUGGGGCCCGAGAACUUUGAGAUCAUAAAGCGUUUUGUGACCACUCUGGUGGAUCGGGUCACGGUAGGCCGCAACGCCACAAGGAUCGGUUUGAUAUUGUACAGCUUGGAGGUGAAAUUGGUGUUCAACUUGGCCCGCUACACCACCAAAGAGGACAUCAAGGAGGCCAUCAGGAACAUCCCGUACAUGGGCGAGGGCACCUAUACUGGGACAGCCAUCCGGAAAGCCACACAGGAAGCCUUCUAUAGCUCCCGCCUCGGCGUCAGCAAGGUGGCCAUUGUGAUUACAGACGGGCAGACGGACAAACGGGAGCCGGUCAAGCUGGAUAUAGCCGUGCGGGAAGCCCACGCUGCCAACAUCGAGAUGUUUGCCCUGGGGAUUCUGAACACGUCCGAUCCAACGCAGACCGACUUCCUGAGAGAGCUCAACCUGAUCGCGUCGGACCCAGACAGCGAGCACAUGUUCCUGAUCGAUGACUUCAACACUUUGCCAGCUCUCGAGUCCAAGCUGGUCAGUCAGUUCUGUGAGGACGAAAACGGAGCCCUGAUAUACAACCGGAUAACGAACGGAAACAACGGCUACAACGGCAACCGGAUCACUGGGAGCUACGCCACCGGUGGCUAUGGUCACAAGCCCAUAACUCAGCAGGACCAUCUCGGCGGCCAGCAGGCUGGUGUUGGCACCCACAGCCAUGGCAGUAAAGGAUCCAGCACUGUUCAUGGUGGAGGAGGGCAUCGCGUGACUGCAGUGCUAACCGCCUCAGGAAGUGAACGCGGGGACACGUUUAACCGCGGCACCUCCGACUACAAAACUCCGCCUCCUGCCAGAGGGGGCUCAUCUUCCUCAUCUUCUACAAACACGUCAUCCUCAGGUGGUUCUGUAGCGUACGUUCCCCCGCCAAGGCCAGCUCUGCCCAAAGAGACCGUGCCCCUGGACCCUCGCUGCAGGCUGGUUCUGGACCAAGGAUCAUGUCGAGAAUAUAACAUCCGGUGGUACUACGACAAGCAGGCCAACGCUUGCGCCCAGUUCUGGUACGGAGGCUGCGGCGGCAACAGGAACCGCUUCGACACCGAGGAGGAGUGCAAGAGAACAUGUGUGGUGUCCAGAGUCGCAGGAGGCUGAGUGAAGGCAUCUUCUGUUUCUUCUUCUUCUUCAAUUUUCCACCAGAUUGCAGAAAGUCGGGUCAAAAUUUCUCAGGCAAAACCCACUCACACCAGUUUAUUUUUAUUUUAUUUUUUUAUUUUGUGACUUUACACAAAAAUGAUUUUGUAAAAAAGAGUUAGACGUUUUCAUGUUUUGGUAUUUUUUGGUGAUCAUUUCUACUCAGGUAUACCAAUGAGCUUUCACCUCCACUUCAUUACGUUUUUUCCCCCUCAUACUCAAUGAGAGCUGUGAAGAUGGUGGAAAAAAAACCAAACUGUUUGCACAACGUGGACAAUCGUUACUCUGCAACUUAACAAGCGGCAUCAGUGAAUCAAUAUGGUGUAAAGCCAAACUAUCUGUAAGUGCAUUUAUUUAGGUUCCAACAGUCAGAGCCAGUAACAGAGGUUCACUUUUAUAACUUAUGUCAGCAGUAUUUUAAAAGUCUUGAAUCUUCCUUCAUUUGUUAAUUUUUUAUUAUUUGCUUUCAGGAUGUUAAGCCUGAUCAAUAGUAGGUGAGAUUGCAAUCUCAGUCUUGUAAGCCACAUUAUGCUGAUUCAUGUAACACUAAGAUCUAGAAAAAAGACACCUCAGUUCACAUUUGGUCCAUUUGUUUUGUCCACACAACUAAAUUAAGACGUGUAUUAAAGGGGCAGUAUUAUGUAAAAUCAACUUUUUGUAGCUUUACACAAUGUUAGGUUGUUAUUCCCUUAUCAAAAACACAGCUGGAGUGAUGCUUUGAUUAUUUCAUACGCGUUUGAGAAAGCCUUUAAUCUCCCAUGGCAACCAUUCAGCUGUACGAAGCGACCGGUUGGAUGUAGCUCCGCCUUCAGGACUCGAAUUAGAGUCAAAUAUUUUACAUUCAUCUGGUUCAUAACUUUAACGUAAAAAAAAAAAAAAAAAAGACGAGAGUCUAAGGCAAAAUCUUUUAAAACUCAUGGAAAACGCAAACUAAAAGAACAUGAAAGACGACUUUGAUGUGCAAACAUUAUUAAAAACUUUCUCUUUGUGAAAUAAUUGUGUACAAUUUUUUUUUGAUAAUAUAAAAUGUGACUUAUUUUCCUCUAUCCUUUCUACCAUUUCAGGUAAACUGUUAAAGUGGCGCACAUAUCGCCCUCUACUGGGCAACUCGUGUUCAUGCCUCUGAAUUUGAACCUUCAAGUUCAGCUGGAGGGUGUUUGUUUUUAUGAUACCCAGAUGUACUGACCGCAGAAAUGCGUACUUUACUGUACUGUUUAAUGCUUGGUUAAAAGUAUCGACCAUUGAAAUAAACCAGAUAUUAAUUAAAAUAUGUGAAAUGCUCGUUAAUGAUUAAUAUUUCAGGUGGCGGAGUACAUUUUGUGAUUAAAAUUCAUAUUAAUAUAGCAUCCAAUCUUCCUGCAACAAUAGCCUUUAAAUUUAAAAUAAUUAAUAAUUAAUUUAGUUUCUUCAUUUCAAUAUGCAAUGAAAUAAUUUAGAUAGAAGCACAUGCAUAUGCUACAAUGGCCUUGUCAAAGUCCGGAUUGAAAUUCAAUUAAAAAUCUACGUUUAAUCUGACUGAGCUAGAGCCAACAAAGUGAGAGCUAUUGAAUUCCUUCCACCUUACAAGUUAACUUUCUGUCAUACAAAAUCCCUGUUAAACAUAUGGAAAUCAGUGCAACUGCAACACAAUCACAUUUUUCCUAAAUAUCAUUGUAGCUUUAAGGAAGCAGCAGAGCUCGCUCACGUACUCCUUCUGCUUGAAUUACAUUUUAGCGACUCCUCGACAUGUGGCGCAGUCUGAUCUAUCUUUAGUGCAGUCCGCCAGAGAAAUGUUGCCCAACUCUACGGCCUCCUCAAACUUCAUCAUCAGGCUGCGGAAAUAAGACCGAAUCAAAUAGGCGGCUAUCGAUCCAGACACUUUUAUUUCUGGCAUCUAUUACCAUUUCACAGGGAAGAUGUGGCUGCAAGCAACCAGACGUCAUUUAUGUCCGCAACGAAAGGAAACAUGUUUCUUAAUCUAAAAUGAAAAUCUCCGACUGCAUUGUUUUGAGACAUGCGCACAGGAAAUAAAAAAAACCUCAUCUUG
Molecule: messenger RNA, 5963 nt
Organism: Poeciliopsis prolifica (blackstripe livebearer)
Lineage: Eukaryota; Metazoa; Chordata; Actinopteri; Cyprinodontiformes; Poeciliidae
Product: collagen alpha-1(XXVIII) chain-like
Exons: 36
Coding region: 302-3898 (1198 amino acids)
Cellular component (GO): basement membrane
Molecular function (GO): serine-type endopeptidase inhibitor activity
Source: RefSeq, a predicted model, not a curated record